Messenger RNA from Enterobius vermicularis (human pinworm), 276 nucleotides. NCBI's taxonomy places the organism in Eukaryota, Metazoa, Nematoda, Chromadorea, Rhabditida, Oxyuridae. The record is from the annotation of a GenBank genome assembly.
AUGGAAAGGAGGAGGGAGGAGCGGAAAGACGAAAGAUUUUUGUUAAGUCAAAGUUUUCUUUUUGUGUACAGUGAAACGAAAAUUGAUGAGAUGGAAACGGCUGUCGUUGCUGUUGGUGAUAGGGUGUCUAUUAAGAUGUUUAUGGUUGCUGUUGUCGCUGUCGUUGUUGUCGGUGAUAGUGCUGGUGGUAGUAGAAGUGGUGAAGUUGAUGGUAUGGAUGUUGUCUGCUAUUGUUUCUGUUGUCGAGUUGCUAAUGAUUACAGCAAAAACGAAUGA